This is a messenger RNA of Drosophila arizonae, 3252 nucleotides long. Its product is annotated as prominin-like protein. NCBI's taxonomy places the organism in Eukaryota, Metazoa, Arthropoda, Insecta, Diptera, Drosophilidae. The record is from RefSeq and is a predicted model, not a curated record. Gene Ontology annotation, cellular component: membrane.
UCGAUUUUUUUGAUACACUUCACUUGUUGUAUAAAUUACACUCCAUUAAAAGUUUAUAUAUUUGUCGCAGUUUUUAGCAAUUACUAUUCUGCAUGUGCAGCAAAAUUUUAUGUGUCUCUCUCAUCCCAUAGAUGUACGUGAUUGUUAGUACCGAUUCGAAAAGCAAAAAAAAAUAGAAAUAGAAAAAUCAGUAGUAAGAUUGUCGGGUAAAUGGCUGCGGAGGACGAUACAACGCGCCGUAAAACCAAAACGCGCUAUCGUUGCUAUCCAAAUUUAUGUAUUCGCCUAAUUGGCAUCGUUCAAAUUGUUGUUCUAUAUGUUCUACUGGUUGGACAUGCAUCGGCGGAGGAUUGGCAUGAUACGUAUGGUGGUAUGGGCACCACACACGAACAGCUGGGCCAAGUUCAUUAUCCCGAUCCCGAACUAACGCCCUACACAUCAAAAGUCGAAUAUACUAAAGAGAAGAAGCCACACACUUGGUCUGCAACGCCCGCUUAUAAUAUAUCACAAUUUCUUUUUGAUUCAACGAUUAACGAUAAGCCACCUCUGCCAGAUGGAUAUUUGACUGUAAAGAAUGGCGAUACCUUGGCAAUGGGUAGCAAAGUUGACACAAACGAUUGGAGCGAUCUGUUGGCACAAUAUGCUUUGGUCAUCUUGUGGGUGAUAUUCUUGUUAAUUGUGAUAAUUGUAUUACCAUUUCUUGCCGUUUGUUAUUGCUGUUUCUGUUGUUGCCGCCGUUGCAAACGGGGCUGUGGUCCUUGCGAUGGUCCUAGGGAUAAAAGAAUGAGCAUGAUCUGCGCCGGAAUACUACUGCUCUUAGUCAUUCUCAUUCUUUUGGGUGCCAUUGUUGCCUUCGCUUCGAAUCGCGUCUUAGAUCGCGGUUUGGAUGAGACAUCGGAGGAAGUGAAGCGAGGCAGCCAGGACACCUGUCUCUUUUUGGAGGAUAUCAAUGCGCAUCUGAAUCAUAUUUUUGUCUACAACUACCUGGAAUUGGAGAAUCAUCUGCAUGAAUUGAUGACCAAUGCCCAUAGUCAUAUAUUCCUUGACCUGGCUGACACAUCCGAGAGCAAUGCCAUCGAGCAAUUGGAGCGCAUAAUGGAUAAUAUGGAAGAGGCGAGAACUUUAAUGAGACAGGUGGACAGUUUGGAGAAGGAGCUGCGCUUCUACACAUCACAGCUGAGAGAUGGUGUUCGCGGAGCUAAACGUGAUGUGAACUAUGCCUGUGGCAGUUUGGUUAACGGUCGUAAAUGUAAAGACUUUUUGAGAAACUCUGAAAUGGAAUCGGUUGAUAUGUCCCCCUGUCUGCACAUGGACUUUCUGCCGAACACAACUGUUUUUGUGCACGGUGUAGAACAAAUUGCCGAUAGCGACGUUAGAGCGAUACCGCAGACCGCUUUGCUACGUUUCCAAGAAAUCGGCGUCAAAAUCGAACACGCUAUGGGGACAAUCCUAAUUCCGAUGCUGCUUCAAGUGCGAGCGGCUCGCGACCAGUUCCGUAUGCAUGCCAAUAGGCUCACCAAUCUGACGGAGGCCUUGAUCAGUAACAUCCAAUUGAAAACGAUUCGCUCGACGAGAUCUUUCGAAGAUGUCUACGAUAGGUUUGGCUACGAUCGAAGUGCUAUCAACUCUCUUGUCUGUGGCCUCUUGUUUAUUAUUGUCUUUCUAAUGUUGGUCUCCUUGAUGUGCGGAUGUUGCGGUAGGAGAGGAUCAGGAGCCACAUGUUUGCUAAUCGCCAUAAUGUUUAUAUUCAUUGUGUUCUCGUUAAUUACACUGGUUGGUCUAUUCUACUUUAUAAUGGGCUUGAUUGCAUACCAGGGCGCAUGCGCCCCAGUACGGGAUCUCGAUAAGACUGCCGUAUUCAAGCACCUGGAUGCAUCCCUGGACGUUUUUGAACUAAUGGAGGAGGAGGAACCAAUGUUACAUGAACUUGCAGAGCUGAAGAUGUCAACGACCAUCAAUGCCUGCAUGGCCAACGAGUCUAUAUUUGAUUUGCUUGUGAAGUAUAAACUCUACAAUUUGAAUCAUUUGAGGGACAUUGAAGUGAUAAAGGAAAAGCCUGAAGAUGAGAAAAGGGAGGUCAUAUUUGAUGAAGAUCUAUCCUCCGUAUUUCUAUUAACGAAAGAGGAGAGGGAAAAAUUCGAGACCAUACGCAAUGGCGAUCUUUCUGAAUACAAUAGUGUUCUUUACCUAAGCAAUAUGUGCCGGACUCUAACACCGAAUUUAGCCAACUUGGCAACAGGUCUAAGGCAGAUACGAGAUAGUAUAGCAUACAAUGAAAAAUGGGAGGAGUAUAAUAAAUAUGCCCGAGCCUCGUUGUCUAACGAAGCUUACCAUUUGGAUACGUACAACAUGGAAUGGACCGAUAAGAUAUUAGGUAUCAUGUCAAAUAUGAAGAACAAAUUAUCCCGUAUCGAUGACCUCAUCUUAUAUGAGAAGCGAAACUUCAGUAACUCAAUUAAGGUGCUGGUCGAUGCCGUAGUCCGAUCUGAAACAUUCAUCCAGAAACGUGGCACCAAAUUCAUAGACACGCUCGCUAAAAAUCUCACAGAUGUGGUCUCUGACCAAAUAGAUCAAUUUAAGGAGGGCCUCAUCAACGAAUGCACCAAGAAUGUGGGUCGUUGCGCUCCACUCGCUUAUGUCUAUUAUCGCGGAGUGGAUCAGAUCUGUUAUCGCCUGGUUGAUCCAAUGAAUGGCUUCUGGGUUGGCUUGCUUCCUGCCGCACUGCUCCUGCUACCCCUAUUGAUUGUCGCCCACAAACUGAUGUGCUUGUGGCGCAGAUUACACUCUUAUGCAGUGCCGAUAGUCAUAGUACCCGAGACCGGCCCCACGUGUCCCACCUGCUCGGGUCAACCGUAUACACCGCCGCCAAUUUUCACCUGUAGCGGCGGGCAGCAGGCGAGCUGCGUUUGUCGGGAGAUGGAAACCAAGCGUACAGAUGGUGGAGCUACCUACAACGAUAGCUCCUCGAUUGCCACAUCUGAACAGAAUGUCAUUGUUGAGCCAGCCGGCAACCCGGUUGCCGAACCCCAGAACCAGAUCCAGUCCCAGUUGCAGACCCCAGCUCAGGCUCAGGCUCCGCCCCAAGAAUCCGCAGCUAUUAAACCGAAAAAUGAUUAGAAAAAAAAAUGAUCGCGCACGGAUUGAAAGAAUUUUAUAACUUCUGCAGAAAACAAGACUAUUCAGAGUAAAUUUAAGUGUGUUUAUAUUAUACGUACUCGUGUGUCUAUAUUAGCACGGCUGUAAACCAUAAAA